Messenger RNA from Lotus japonicus, 588 nucleotides. RefSeq lists its product as uncharacterized. Lineage: Eukaryota; Viridiplantae; Streptophyta; Magnoliopsida; Fabales; Fabaceae. The record is from RefSeq and is a predicted model, not a curated record. The transcript has a single exon. The coding region runs from base 1 to 588 and encodes 195 amino acids.
AUGGUGGGAGAAAUGAUUGAAGAAAGGGUCAAGGCCAGUGAUAUUUUGAUUGCUAUAAGGAAACACAACUCAACCAACUUGACUAGAAUUAAACAGAUUUACAAUGAGAAGCAAGCAUACAACAGGUCGAAGAGGGGAUCGUUGACCGAGAUGCAACACUUGAUGAAGUUGUUGGAAGAACACAAAUACGUACAUUGGUCUAGGGUGCAGGAUGGUACUGAUGUGGUCAGAUCUUUGUUUUGGGCACACCCCGAUUCCAUUCACUUGUUCAAUGAGUUUCCUCAUGUUGUGAUUAUGGAUAGUACAUACAAGACCAAUAGGUACAAGAUCCCUUUACUUGAGAUGAUGGGGGUUACGUCGACAAAUUUGACAUACUCCAUUGCUUUUGCGUACAUGGAGAAUGAGCAAAAGGAUGAGGUUGUUUGGGCUGUGAAUAGAUUAAAAGACUUGAUCAUUAAUGAGGACCUUGAUAUACCAAGGAGUGUAUUCGCCAGUGGUCUGAAAAGGGAAAGCAGCUUCUUCCGACAGAUGGCAAAUGUGAUCAUUCCAGUGCGCAAAUCGACGAUCACACUCCCGGCACGUAACUGA